AUGUCGUCGCCGAAGGAAAUUCGCUGGGGCAUCAUGGCCACCGGUUGGAUUGCCCAAACCUUCGUCAAAGACCUUCUUGUUGACCCGUCCACACGUAACGUCGAGGACAUCCGCCACGUCGUUACCGCAGUCGCAUCCUCCUCGUCACUGUCCUCCGCAGAAAAGUUCGUUUCCAACUUUGUUUCCGCAUCUCAGUCCACAAAAUGCACGCCCUACGGCUCCUACGAAGAACUAGUGAAAGACACAUCUGUGGACAUCAUAUACAUUGGCUCGCCACAUUCUCACCACUACCAAAACUCCAUGCUCUGUCUUGCCCACAAUAAGCCUGUCCUCUGCGAGAAGGCCCUCACAGUCAACGCCGCGCAAGCUAAGGUCCUAUACAAGACCGCGAAAGAGAAGAAUCUUUUCUUUAUGGAAGCUGUGUGGACCCGCUAUUUCCCGCUCAGCCAGAUGAUUAGGAAACACAUUAUGGAUAAUGACAUCGGCGAGGUAAUACGCGUCACCUCAGAUUUGAGCAUUGGUGCUGUACCUGAGAAGGAUUUUGACCUGGGUCACCGCAUGGUGAACCUUGACCUGGCAGGUGGGGCUCUCCUCGACCUGGGUAUUUAUGCUCUCACGUGGGUUUUCCAAACGAUGUAUCACACGCUACCUCCCCAACUCAGACAACAAUCUCGCCCCAAAGUAAUUGGGGCAGCCAUGGCUUUCGAACCUCGCACCGGCGCCGACGAGUCUACACUGAUACUUCUUGAAUUUCCCAAAUCAACUCCGGCCGGGAAGACGAAAGCUCACGCCGUGGCCACUACGGCUAUGCGUGUCAGCGACGAUCCCGCACGAGGACACGAGAGCAAUGGCGAUGUGGAAACUCCUGCGGUACGCAUACAAGGCGAAAGGGGCGAGAUCCAGGUAUAUGGCCCGAUAUAUAGGCCGAUGCGGUAUCGCCUGGUGCCGAAGGACAAAACAGUGGAGAUUCUGCAUCGGAAAUUUGAGUUCCCAAGCGGUUGCCACGGUAUGAUGUAUGAAGCCGACGCCGCUGCCCGCUGCCUAGUUGCUGGGGAACUGGAAUCGGAAACCUUACCGUGGGCGGAAUCCACGCUGAUAAUGGAGACUAUGGACGAGGCGAGGAAGCAAGGCGGGUUGGUAUAUCCAGCUGCGAUCGAGACUACCGAGUACCCUGUGAAAUUGACUGCCAAGGUGUAA
Molecule: messenger RNA, 1197 nt
Organism: Cladophialophora psammophila CBS 110553
Lineage: Eukaryota; Fungi; Ascomycota; Eurotiomycetes; Chaetothyriales; Herpotrichiellaceae
Exons: 3
Coding region: 1-1197 (398 amino acids)
Molecular function (GO): nucleotide binding
Source: RefSeq, a predicted model, not a curated record